Musa acuminata subsp. malaccensis (wild Malaysian banana) is the source of this 1131-nucleotide messenger RNA. RefSeq names its product small ribosomal subunit protein uS5y/uS5u/uS5v. Gene Ontology annotation, molecular function: RNA binding; structural constituent of ribosome. Gene Ontology annotation, biological process: translation. The record is from RefSeq and is a predicted model, not a curated record. Gene Ontology annotation, cellular component: cytosolic small ribosomal subunit; ribosome. Lineage: Eukaryota; Viridiplantae; Streptophyta; Magnoliopsida; Zingiberales; Musaceae.
GUCUCACCGUCUUUCGUCUCCUCGGUUCAUCCUCUCUCUUCCCCACCACUCUUCCACAUCCCUCAUGGCGGAGCGCGGGGCCGGAGAUCGUGGCGGCUUCGGGCGCGGCUUCGGGCGCGGGUUCGGCCGCGGCCGGGGUGACCGGGGCCGAGGCGACCGCGGUCGCGGAGGGCGGCGCGGCGGCCGGCGCGACGAGGAGGAGAAGUGGGUGCCCGUCACCAAGCUCGGUCGCCUCGUGAAGGAAGGCAAGAUCACCAGCCUCGAGCAGAUCUACCUCCAUUCUCUCCCCGUCAAGGAGCACCAGAUCAUCGACACCCUCCUCGGCGGCCGCCUCAAGGACGAGGUCAUGAAGAUCAUGCCCGUCCAGAAGCAGACCCGCGCCGGGCAGCGCACCCGCUUCAAGGCCUUCGUCGUCGUCGGCGACACCGACGGCCACGUCGGCCUCGGCGUCAAGUGCGCCAAGGAGGUCGCCACCGCCAUCCGUGGCGCCAUCAUCCUGGCCAAGCUCUCGGUAAUCCCCGUCAGGAGGGGGUACUGGGGGAACAAGAUUGGGAAGCCCCACACUGUGCCCUGCAAGGUCACCGGCAAGUGCGGGUCGGUCACCGUCCGAAUGGUACCGGCGCCGAGGGGUGCGGGGAUCGUGGCCGCUCGUGUGCCAAAGAAGGUUCUCCAAUUUGCUGGGAUUGAGGACGUCUUCACCUCGUCUCGUGGUUCGACCAAGACUCUUGGAAACUUUGUCAAGGCCACCUUUGAGUGUCUCAUGAAGACCUACGGAUUCCUGACACCAGAUUUCUGGAUGGAGACUCGUUUCAGCAAAUCUCCCUUCCAGGAGUACACGGACUUGCUUGCGAAGCCCACCAAAGCAAUACUUAUUGAAAACACAGAGAGCUGAGGCGUAGGAUGCUUUAUAGUAGUGUUAAGGACUCGGUGUACUGUGCUAUUAUUUUUUGCUGAAUUUUCCUUAUUGGUGGUCUGAGGACUUCUUGCGACAAUUUUGUGAUUCAUGAUAUCCAUACUUUUAUAUAGCCAAAUUUUCUGAGCAUAUUAUCUUUUUGUUCAAACAUGCAACACUGCAAUUGAUGCUCUCCUCCUGUAUUUGCUAAACAUGUUUGGCCACUUCUCAAUAUCUUC